AUGCGAAUGGUCGAGGCCGUAUUGAUCAACGGAAGCAGUGUCGCAGACGCUGUCAAGACUAUCAGCUUGCUCCUCGAGUACGGCGCUGAUCCCAGCAAUAAGAAUUCACAAGGGCAGACCUUCGUCCAGAUGCAGCUCGACGACUUCGACCUGAAAUCGCCCAAAGAGCUGACUUGGUUCCUGAUCCUUGCAAAGGUGGCGGCUGCGACGGGGUGUGUUGAGCUCCUUCCUGGGGACUAUUUCUUGAGGUACUUCGCGGCUGGCUGGAAACAGGCGCAAGCAAUCAUUACUCAAGCUGGCUGGCAGCGGGUUGAAGCGACCGCUGUUCGCUGGGCCGAGGCUAGAUACCCCCAAAACACACCUAUCGCGCUCGGUGACAUCAUCAACAAGGUAUCGUGGGAUCUGCUCAUGGCUAUCGACGAUAGCUACAGGAGAUGCCCCCAAGGUGGUGGUGAAGUCGGCUGCCAGUACCGCAAGUUCUGGCGCACUCAUCACCACAGUGUGAAACGUUGUCUUAUCGAAGAUGACGGCAAGGCGCCUAGGUUUUUCUUCCCCUUUUCACCCGAUAUUGAAGCGUUGUGGCGGGAUAGCGGGGCGUGUUCGUGGCAGACGGUGUUGAGAUAG
This is a messenger RNA of Mytilinidion resinicola, 624 nucleotides long. RefSeq lists its product as uncharacterized. NCBI's taxonomy places the organism in Eukaryota, Fungi, Ascomycota, Dothideomycetes, Mytilinidiales, Mytilinidiaceae. Bases 1 to 624 code for a protein of 207 amino acids. The transcript has a single exon. The record is from RefSeq and is a predicted model, not a curated record.